Microdochium trichocladiopsis is the source of this 987-nucleotide messenger RNA. Its product is annotated as S-adenosyl-L-methionine-dependent methyltransferase. Gene Ontology annotation, molecular function: methyltransferase activity. The record is from RefSeq and is a predicted model, not a curated record. Lineage: Eukaryota; Fungi; Ascomycota; Sordariomycetes; Xylariales; Microdochiaceae. Bases 1 to 987 code for a protein of 328 amino acids. The transcript is spliced from 8 exons.
AUGGCUUCCACUGAUACACCCGCGCCGGUUAUAGAGUCGCCCAAGUCGGGUCAAUCUCCCAAGUCGGCGACCUCUCCCAAGUCGGCACGGUCUCCCGGUGAGACAGCUGCCCCGUUGGAAGCCGACACGUUUGACGGCGACUCCGUUCUGGGGGUGACGGACGAAGAGCUCUCCACGGCGUCCCUGACUUCCAGCCUCCGCGAGUUUCACAUGGUCCAUGGCCGUGCUUACCACAAGGACGAGAGUGGGUGGCCGAGCAACCAGUCAGACCGUCUGGACUUCCAGAAUCACCAGCUCCUUCUGACCUUUGACGGUCGCAAGUACUUCUCUCCUAAUGCCGAAACAGCAAAGAGGGUUCUUGAUGUUGGCACCGGCACCGGCAUUUGGGCCAUUGACUUUGCGGACGAGCAUCCCCACGCCGAGGUACGUUCCUUGUCUGAGUGUAGGCUGAACGGCACUCAUAAUCUCUGGGUUGUGGGAGUCGACAUUGCACCCAUCCAGCCUGGCUUAGGCAGGGUUCCUCCCAAUCUGCGUUUCGAGGUUGACGAUGUCGAAAAGCCUUGGACGUGGACACAGCAAUUCGACUACAUCUUCGUCCGCAUGCUUGUCGGCUCCCUGGCGAGCUGGGAGCCAUUCUUCAAGCAGGCUUACGAUACCCUCGAGCCUGGGGGCUGGAUCGAGCUCCAGGACCCCGGUACCCCCUCUGUCUCUGAUGACGGCACCUUGAAGGACAGAUCCCCUUUGUGGCAGCAUGACAGACGCUUCAUCCAGUCUGCUAAGAACCUUGGCCGCCCGAUCCAUCUCGCUGCCGACCACGACGAGCGCCUCAAGGACGCAGGAUUCAUCAACGUCGAGCGCAAGGUCCUCAAGUGGCCCAUCAACACAUGGCCCAAGAACCCCAAGCACAAGGAGGUCGGCUUGUGGACUCUGGCCAACAUCGAGGGCAAUCUCGAGACCAUCAGCAUGGCCCUGAUGACCGCGGCCUAG